CUUUCCAAAUGGCAAAAAUUUCAGAUUUAUACCAAGUCCUACAGGGCCAGGAGUACUCUGUGACUGAGAAGCUUCAAAUUGCCAAGUAUGUUUUGACGACUCCUGACGUAAAUAUGCCAAAUAAGGAGCAGCGAUUAAUUGAUUGGUUGUGUGAUACUCUCACUAAAUCAAAGCUGAAAAAGAAAAGCAGCACUUUAGCACAGGAAGAUAUCCAAUCUAUAUGGAUAUGCCUUGUAUCAAUGCUGCACAGUUCCCAGACCAAUUCAGAAGGACAUAAGGGUGUCAGGAUAAAAUCAGAGUUUUGUCAGGUGGUUAUAGAGAGCUUUGAUGUGUUCCAAGAUUGCCCAAAGGUGAUUGAUACACUGGUGGACUUUACCGCUGCAGCCCUGUCCAACACAGUCUUAAAUAACUCCUUGUUCUCCAAAUAUGAAUCAGUGAUAACCUUGUUAAACAAGAUCAUGAGAAUCAAAACAUCUAACCAAGAAACUAGAACAAAAUUAAUUUUGUGCCAAGAAAAAGUUUUAGAAAAAUUGAAGUCACUGCAAAAGUUUCAUCAUUCCUCAAAACAGGUAUAUACUCACAUUGUGGAUAAACUUCUCUUGUGUCUACUAGAGCAAGAAUCUCAAGAGGAAACAAGCGCAUCUAAGAAACUGAAGUCUUAUAUUUUCCAAGGUCUCUUUAGCAAAGAUAUGGCAAGCACAUACACAUUGUACCUUGAUGUGUUUUAUGCAAAGGAGUCAAAGUCACAGCUUCCCAAUAACAUUGUUCAUCUACUUGAGAAGGUAAACAAUGGACUGAAUACAAAUGUUGUGCGGGGCCUACAUAUUCUAUAUCAGGGGUUUCUCUCUAUGAGGCUUGAAGAUCCUCAGCUAUCAUUCAAAAUGCUUCGCCGUUUGUGUAAGCUGAUUCAUAUAGAGCCCGAGGGGUCCAUUUCCAUACCUGUCAAACAAGAAAAGGAUAUGGAAGUAUCUCAGAAGGAAGGCUCCAUAGAAUCUUCAACAUUUGAGAUUGAUGUGUAUUCUCAAAAUGCUGGGUUAUUGGGAAUAUUACAAGAGGUCCUAAAAGGAGACUCCUUCAGUGCUGCAUAUGAUAAUACCACGGGACAAGAACAGUUGAAGUGGUAUCGAAGUUUGGUGACAUUAUUGUUAAACCAGUCAGAGAGAGAUGGAACAUGGUACACCUGUUUAGGUGUUCUGCUUCAGAUCAACUCUAGCUUCAUAGAACCUCAGAUAGAGAAACUGUGGGAGCAACUCUUUACAACUGAACAGUCUGAUCCAAAGGUUAUCGGAGCCAGUGAAAGACUUCAGUGUGACAUCAUCAGCCUCUAUCUGAGAAUGAGACAGAUUCCUCGCCUAUUGACCAAGAUUCUACAUAACUUCAGUUCAAUGACCUCUGUCUGCUGCAAUGUGUUCAGCUCAACUGUACUGGACGAAUUUGGAGCCUGUACAGAGCAGUUACCACAGGGCUCAGUUGUAGAUAUAUGGAGCAUGUUCAUUUCUGACUUUACCUCAAACUAUCAAACUAACUUAGGUGCCACAUCCAGACAAUUGUUCUGUGUGUCGCAGCUCAUCAGCACAUUCCUGAUGCACAUCAGAGUGGCAGAUUAUGCUGUCACAUCUGUCACACGUGACAAGGUCAAUCAGCUGAUGGGUCAGACUAUGAGUGAUGUCAUAGAACCAAUGCUGAAGUAUGUGUCACAACAAAGGAAUUUUUCGCAAGACACAACUUCUGCAUUGCUGCUCAGUUACACUUGGGUAGAGCUCCAUCUUUUAUUGAAGCAGUACACUAAAUAUGACAUGACUUCUGGAGAUGUUGAGCGUGUAUCUGCUACUGCCCAUUAUGAUUUGAGUGGUGUGUUUCCAUGUCUCGAUGUAAACAUGUGGAGGAAUAUUUAUGAAGAAGCAUCAAAGUCUCAGGAUAAAACAUGUCUCCAUAUUCUGGAUAUGCUGUACAUGCAGAAAAUGAAAGCAUUGCUUCUUCAUUGUGAUGUAACUGAGCCAAGCAUUGUGACAUCACUCCAGAACUUGAUUGAAUAUUUUGUUAGCAAAAGUUUCAUUGAAACGGAGAAUUCAGCCACUUGGGAUAGAAAUAUGUUCAGUAUUACAUCAGAGACUUAUCCAAUAUCUAAGUGGAAAUUACUGUUAGACUACCUGCCCUUGGUUUGCGCAUCACAAGCUUAUAGCAGUGAUACCAUAGCAACCAUUGCUGAUGUUUUGAUCGAUAGCUUGUUGCUUGCAGAUUCAGAAAAGUUGGGUGACCUCACAAUGUCCUCAUGCAGCAAGAGUUUUUUGUCUUCCGACCAAUUCAAAGAGCUAGCUAUUCUACACACAGCCAUGCUCCAGGGCAUCUUAGGAAGACUAGGAAAUAUCUUUAAAGCCAAGUCAAAGAGCCCAAAGAAGUUGAAGGGCUCAAACAGUGUAUUGGUGAACACACUCGAACAGUUCCAGUCUAUCAUUGGAUCACAGUCAGUUGAUGAGGAAUUCAUUGAUGUAUCAGAGGCCUUUAACCAGACCUGCCAGAAUGACAAGCAGACACAAAUAGAGGAAUUAUGCAGUACAUUGAAGGCCAGUGCAGGUAAGUCUUACCAUUGUAGAAUUAUCCCCAAAAGGGUGCAAAAUGAACAAUUGGAAUUAUGCAGGACAUUGCAGACUCUGGAGUACCUGCCCAUGGCGAGCAUACCACAACAACAACGCACAUGCUUUAGCUUAACAGCGUUUCUUCUUAUCGGGAUUGAAAGAAAUUCUGGGAAAUCAGAAGAGCUUAUACAGAUAUUGUGCAGUAUAAUACUGACAUGCAGUAAUGAUGGCAGAAACCCUCAGUUUACCAACUACUUGGACAAAUCUACAGCUCUAUGUUGGCUUCUCAACAAUACAUCUAGCAAGUCAGAAAAGGUGUGUAAGUUGCUAGAAAGCCUGGUGUUGGUGUUGCUGAACGCCUCUGUGAAGACCACCACUGGGUUGGAGGGUCUAAGUGCCUUCAUAAACAAUCUAUUAGAUAAGCUGGCGAUGUGGGAAACUGGAUCAUGUAACGUAUGGACAGCCAGGGUGAUGCUUUUCACCCUUAAGACACUUUCUAAGGUGUCUAAAUGGAGCAACAUGAAGGAAGAAGUGACUAAACCAUGCAAGCUCUACUUUCUCACACUAUCGAAACAAUUUAUCAAAGUUAUAGACCAAACGUUAAAGGAUGACGUAGAUUCUGCUGCAUUGCCUUAUUUGGUAUCUGGUUACAUCACUCUGAUAGGUUGUCACAAGAUGUUGGCUGAUAUACCUUGGAAGUCACAUUUAGAUGCGAUUGUUCAGUUGUCGUUAAAGACAUUUGACAACAAAGAUAAGGGUGUAUUCAAAAUGGAAGUGUCACUAAACCUGAUGAACAUCCUUUGUACACAUUAUGUUGAGCUGGAAGAUUUCCUGCCAGAUGACUUCCUCAAUACAGUUUGGAAUAGACUGGAGGGCUAUUUACAACGAGUCAACAAAAAAACUGGGACCCAGGACAACAUAAAUAGCCCUGCAACAGGGACCCAAGACCCCCAAGUAGAUACCAAGGAAGACAUUGUUAAAACCAAUGGAGAUUUGGCUGGUACUAAGGAAGAAGAGGAUGUUAUCGAGGGAGAUAUGGCAAAACUUGAAAGCAAAGUGAUCUGGACAUUGGGGAAGACACUGAAGGCAUCCCCACUGAGCAUAUACCAAGACAGACUCAAUAAACUUGUGAAAAAUAUGGAUAGCAGCCAUAUUGGUACAGAUGCUGUUGAUGUAGCAACACAAUUAAAAGUCUGGCUCCAUCUUCUCAAAACACAUUCUGAACUGAAGGAUGAAAAACUGAAAUACUUUAACUAUGUCAAUCAAAAUGCUACCCAGUUCUUUCAAAGUAUGCUUGUAGAAGCUACUAGAGUUGGAAGACACUUGACUCGAACCAUUGUUCUACCUAUACUGGAGGCCCAAUCUAUGGCAAUUAGCAUGGAGAUCCUACCAGUGUCCCAUGUAGCAAUGUGCCUUACUAGCUGCACUAAUGCACCAUUAGAUAUCACAAUAAGAGAAUCCAGCAAAGAUGGCAACAGCACGGAAACUGAUGACAUCAUCAAUUUCAGAGAUGUAUUUAGUGCCACCUAUAAAGUGUUGAAUGAAAUGUUGGUACAUUACAGAGAUAAUGUCUUCAACUUCAUACCUCCUUUUAUAGCAGCUUCCAAACGUCUGAUGAACAGUGCAAUAGUUGCAGGUGACCAAGCCAACCAUUAUAACUCCGAGCAAGUUGCAGCUGUGGUGGCCUGUGGACAUCUUACUGAGAGACUGUAUGCUCUUAUGGCAAGCUACAAGGUAGAGUUCAGUAAGGUAGCAGUGUAUAUUGUAGCAGACUAUGUCACACAGGUGCAGAAGGUCACUCUGGUACCAAUAGUAAAGAAAUCCCUGGUGCCAGCAGUGAACCACAUUCUAAGUAUUUGUGAUGAACACGCUAUAGCUCAGUUGCAUACUGUGCUCAACCCUGGGGUUAGAGAGGUCUUCAGAACUUUAUAUGAUGAUUACCUAAAGUAUUUCAAGUAUACUGGAAAAAUAUAGAAAUUCUCAGGCCCAUUCGGAAUUUACCCUUUAUAGGGGUGUGGACUUUUGCUACAAUAGAGAGAAGCAAAUCACUCUGAUAUGCUACUGCUGAAAUAUGGAUUACAUGGAGAAGUACAAUGUAUAUACAUAAAUAAAUAUAGAAAAUAAGUUCUGUAUGUUUGGUGCACAAUUCCACCCUGUUUGUACUAUUUAUUUGAAUAUUGAAAGAAAUAUUAUGAAAGGAAACUAACAAAAGAAAAUAUAAUUUACAGAUUUUCUAGAAUGAAAAACUAGGAAGUCAUUGCAAUAUUAUUGAAGUGAACCUAUAUGUACUUACUUUCUGUAUACCAUAUCAACCAUACUAAUGGAGCUUAAUAAGUGUCAUGGAACAAAAAAGGUCAAGUAAACAGGCCUGUA
This is a messenger RNA of Owenia fusiformis, 4949 nucleotides long. NCBI's taxonomy places the organism in Eukaryota, Metazoa, Annelida, Polychaeta, Sabellida, Oweniidae. The record is from the annotation of a GenBank genome assembly.